Messenger RNA from Corythoichthys intestinalis (scribbled pipefish), 2662 nucleotides. RefSeq names its product sentrin-specific protease 3-like. Gene Ontology annotation, molecular function: deSUMOylase activity. Gene Ontology annotation, biological process: protein desumoylation; proteolysis. Gene Ontology annotation, cellular component: nucleus. The transcript has 12 exons. NCBI's taxonomy places the organism in Eukaryota, Metazoa, Chordata, Actinopteri, Syngnathiformes, Syngnathidae. The record is from RefSeq and is a predicted model, not a curated record. The coding region runs from base 384 to 2012 and encodes 542 amino acids.
CGCGUGACGCUUUUGCUGUGCGACGACUCGGAAGACAUGAUGACGAUAACCGCGCCGAUCUUUUAGCUCGGAGAGCCAAAAGACACAAUUUCCGUGACAUUGCGUGGCGUUAUGAAGACACUUAAGUCGUCCGAUUCGAGUUUUUGCUGCAUUUGAAGUUACUUGAGCGACAAGAGGAGGCGGAAUUUGGCUUUCUACACGACAGCCCCCCCACCUGACUUCAUUCAAUGAAGCGGUAGCAUCGCACUUAGCUUAUCUGGGCUUUGGCGAGCAAAAAAAAGAGGUCGUUAAGACACGCUUCGGUAACCCCUGGACUUACUUUUACACAACAUCGGUAACUAAACGGUGACGCGCUGGCGCAGGUUGCGGGUUGUCCGUGGAUAAUGCGAGACAGUGGGGGUAGCCUGACCCAGAACCGCUGGCAGGGAGAUCUGGGUCUGACUGCUGUGGGCCAGGAAGACACCGGUGGAGGCGGGAUUCCCGGGGAGCACCUGAUUGUCCCGGGUUCUGACCAUAGCAUCCCUAGCCCCAUGCACCUGCGCUUGGGUCAGAAAGAGCGGGUGUGGAGCGGCGAGGACGAGGCGGAAGAAGAGGGGUUGGACCACAUCAACGCAGAGUUCGCCGACGAGUUUGAAGGUGGCUGCUGGGAGGAAAAUGAUGACGAUGAGGAGGAGGAGGAGGAGAACGAAGAAGACGAGGAGGAGGAUGAAGAGUCGGGGGCUGUGACGGAUUGGACCGUGGCGGACAUCGCCGCUCAGCAUUACAAACACUUCGGCAUGACGGAGAAUGUCGAGGACGUGACGAUGGUAGAAGAAGAGGAAGAGGACGAUGGGGAAGUAUCACUGUCCGGAACGGGCCGGCAGACAUUGACGCCCCACCCGCACAGGUUCCGGGCUGUGCGGCGCUCCUGGCAACGGCGGCCGUUCCGCGGCACCCCGGGCUAUAUGCUCAGCCUGCAGUGGAAGCGAUGGAGGCAACGAGCCCAACGGGUCUCCUUCCUUCAUCUGCGUUGGAGCCUGAAAGCAACCAACUACAAUUGUUACAACAACAAGACCAAGAUGAAACACUAUCGUCGUUCGGCGUACUCUGACGACGAGAACAGCGACGAUGACGGAUUCCCUGCGUCUGAAAAACAAAGGAGCGGCUACUCUCCGAACAGGCCCGGGGACCGAGGCCGACGGGAAGCAGAAGACAAACGGGCCGAGCCGGCGCUUUCCGAGGAGCACGUGAGCUGCGUAACAGCAAUUCUGGAAGAAUGCCUGCAGAAAUACGGCAGUUUGAUCCCGAUUCACACGGAAGAUGUCACGGAGAGGCUUCAGGACAUCUUCAGCGAGAACUUUUCGCAGGGGCACAGGAAAGCCAUGGUCCAACACUUGAUCCAGUCCUUCCAGCGUUCCUCGGGAUCGGCUCUGGCCAAAACCUUCCGAGUCAACUACAAACGGCACGUUCUUACAAUGGAUGACCUCGGCACUCUUUAUGGACAGAACUGGCUCAACGACCAGAUUAUGAACAUGUAUGGCGACCUGGUCAUGGAUUCGGUUCCAGAGAAGGUUCACUUUUUCAACAGCUUUUUCUAUGACAAGCUGAGGACAAAAGGCUACGAAGGAGUCAAACGGUGGACGAAAAAUGUGGAUAUCUUCCAGAAAGAUCUGCUGUUGAUCCCCAUCCACCUGGAAGUCCACUGGUCUCUGGUCAGCGUUGACAUUCCUGGGAAAACCAUCUUCUACUUUGACUCCCAGAGAACCCUUAACAGGCGCUGCCCCAAGCACAUUCAUAAGUAUCUGCAAGCAGAAGCCAUCAAAAAAGACCAGAAAGACUUUUUGACCGGCUGGAAAGGCUUUUUCAAAAUGAAUGUGGGCCGGCAGAACAACGACAGCGACUGCGGGGCGUUUGUCUUACAGUACUGCAAGUGUCUGUCCUUGGGCCAGCCGUUCAGCUUCGGCCAGCAGGACAUGCCUCGCCUGCGAAGGCAAAUGUACAAAGAACUAUGCCACUGUAAGCUCACCGUGUGACCUCCUCGAUCCGUGCCGAAGCACACCAGCCGCGGCGAAACGGGCGGGGCGGGACAGACUGAACGCCCCGUCGUAGACGGCCGUUUUGUGGAUUCAACGAUGGGAGCUACUCGUUUAGCUAAACCCAAAACUGUUCAGUUCUCACGUGUUAUUUUUUUAUGGUUGUCAGAGUUCAAACGGGCCAAGGGUUCACCCUCACACCGCAAGGGGGAGGAGCUACGGACCCGUGCAAAACGGUUGCCAGUUUUGUGUUCAGACCUAAUAACAGUUAAGCAUAUGCUAGCAAAUGAGAUAAAUUUGUUCUGUGCUUAAAAUCCGCACCCAUCUCUUCAAUUUUUUUUUGCUACGUGAUGUCCUUUAUUGAGGUAAUUUGCAUUUAUCUGACUUUUUUUUUUUUUUUUUUUGUACGUGCGUUCAUGUCAGUAAAAGAAUACUUUAGGUCUGGGGGCGGGGGCAAGAAAAAUGAUGACUAGUUUUUCUUUAGUCACACAAGUUAUCCUCUCACUUUUUUUUUUUGUAAUGAUACUUUUGGCCCCCGCCAACCCUUCCUAAUGAAUUUGUGACGCAAAGCAAGUUGUUUUCUAUACACAAAGCAUUCUGGUUGCAAGAAAUGCAAAUAAAAAAAAUGGUGACCAAUGGGUAUUUUUGUG